Messenger RNA from Bursaphelenchus xylophilus (pine wood nematode), 4924 nucleotides. The record is from the annotation of a GenBank genome assembly. Lineage: Eukaryota; Metazoa; Nematoda; Chromadorea; Rhabditida; Aphelenchoididae.
AUGCUCCGGAUUUGGAUUCGUUUUGAAGUUAGUUUUAGUCAUCGAAGGCUUUGAUGGCGACUGCACUGUGCGGUCGGAACUUUUUGAGCGUUCGCAAUAAAAUGCACAGUGCAAAAUCUUUUAUUACACUGAAAUUUAUGCACUGUGCAAAUUUUUCUUUUUGUCCCACUUUGCGGCAAGAUUUUGGCUGCACUGUGCAGAAGAGAAAAAUCCCGAAUAAAUUUUUUGCACAGUGCAGCCUACAUUUUUCCACUGCACCGUGCAAAAUUUUUGGUUUUGUUCGCACAGUGCAUGAAAAAACAAAUUUGGGUUAUUAUCCAUUGAAAAUGAUUUUUAUCCCUUCGGAGACAUAAGAACGUCCUUAUGACUCAACUUUUCAUCCACUUUAUCCCCAUUCCUCCCAAAUUUUUUCUUCUCCUUGAGACGAAAGUUGUCAUUAACCAAAAAAAAAUCUUAUUAAAUAUCUCACACCCAAUUUUAUGACCUCGCUAUGCCCUUUUCAUUUCAUAACAGCCAAGAUGCGGACCCUUUUGUUUACUUUCAAAGUUCACCUUAAUUUCGGAGUCCAGAAAUCCCGUCAUUUUCGACUUUUGCCAAUCCAAGGAUUCGAGAACUUUCUUUCUUAUAAGUCCCGUGUUUGGAAUUUGUUUACUGCAAACGAUCUCUCACUGUCCUGUUUUCCAAGUUUUUCUUUAGGGCUUAUAAGUGAUUUCCAGAAAAUACGUCAUCAUGACGAGCUUUAGAUCUUCGAAUUUUGAGAACUUUUAAAUUCCUGCUUGCAGUACUACUCAUAAAGUGUGUAGCAGAAAUUUUUACCGCCAAAUUAGACGUUUUCCUCAACAGCAGCCGGAUAGAUUCAAAAUUUACGUCUAAAUCCAUAAAACGUUAAAUCUUAUGCACUUGCGUAAUUUCUCGUCUUUCUGCCUAACAUAACGGCUUCGUGGAAACUGGACAGAGUGAAAUUGGACAGAGUGAAAUUGGACAGAAAUAAUUUGGACAGAGCGUGGAAAUUGGACAGAGUGAAAUUGGACAGAGUGAAACUCGACAGAUUUUUUUCACUGCAAAAAAUAAUUAUUUGAUGGCUCAAUAUUGACAUUUCGUACGAUUGCAGCGAAAAUCUGUCCAAUUUCACUCUGUCCAAUUUCACUCUGUCCAAUUUCACCCUGUCCAAUUUCCACGCUCUGUCCAAAUUAUUUCUGUCCAAUUUCACUCUGUCGAAUUUCACUCUGUCCAAUUUCCACGAAGCCAACAUAACACUCCGUAGCGUUAUUUUGCUAACUUUACAAUCAUGCUCCGCUCCAAUUUUCUCACUAAUCCACUGGAUUUUUGGUAAUUUCCUCAUUUCUCCCCUUUCGGCCAUGUAUAAUAUAAAAUCGACCUCUGUUUUACCCGAAGACUUGUUAGUUGAUAAAAACACGUGGAUUGAAAAUUUUAAUCAAGACUUAUGAAAUCUGUUUCAGGCGUCUUCAGAAGCGGAUCUAGCUGAGAACUCGCUCCGAAGAUCGACCCGGGUGAGUGCCUUGCAGGCCCAGAAAAAGCUCAAACACAAGGACGGAAUGGUCGACUCACAGGUUGUAAGUGCCUUAAAAUUAUUGUUUGUGUCUUUUAGGAGGUGAAAAAAGUAUUUUGAUGGUUUUAUCAAUUUUUUGCGGUGUAUGUUCUACUAGAAAGGAAAGUGUUCAUGACCAUUUCUGAUAUAAAAAUUGUUUGUUUUGGAGAUUUUUUGUAUUGAACUUCUUGAAUAAGAUUUAUUUUGAAUCAAAAACUAAAGCCUUGUUUUUAAUUUAACUGGUACUUGUUUCAUAUCUGCUUUAUUCAUCUGUUACCUAAUAUCUUUUCAGGUCCAAAAUGGUGUUUCGCACACGGAUCCAUUGCCUGAUCUCCCCAUCAAAACUGCAGCCGCCGACGCUGAGACAAUAGAAUCACCAAAGAAGAAGAAACGGAAGCUUUCCGGCGGCGCAAACCUUGAUCAAUAUGAUUGCGCGUUUGGAAUAAAAGUAGAUGAAGAUGGUGAUGUUGUGGCUAUGACAGAAGACAGUGAACUUUCCUCGCUGAACGAAGAGGAACUAAAACAAGUUAGAGAAAAAUGGGAAGAAUAUAAGGUAUGCAUUUGUAUUAUUUUUUGGGAAUUUUAGACUUGGCAUCUAAAGUAAUAUAAUUAAUAUCGAAAUUUCAGUCCCAAUUGGAAGGAAUGAACGAUGAGAAGACGAGAGAGCGUGAAUUACAGACGAAAGAACUCGAAGCAGCUCUACGGAAUGAAGAGGCUCUACUUGCCAUGUUGAAAAAGACGAGACAAAAACAACUCGUUGCCAAGACAUUACAGGUCAGUUUUUUAGUGAUUUUCUUGUUUUUUUUUGGUGCAUAGGGUGUUCUACAGUUGAAGAAAGGCAUGAGCAGUAUUUGAAGCCCAAAAUCUCACAGAAACUUGUCAGCUUUUACAUGGAAAAUAUAUUUUUUUGCAGACUGACCCCAAGCUCAUGUCCAACAUCCCGCAAAACUCGACCGGUGCCGCCUACAAGCCCGCGAUGGCUGCCCCAAUCGCCGCCAAACUGAACGGCGUCGCCAAACCCACCCGACCCGCGAAGCCGCAGAAGAACGGCGUCCCAGUGAUCACUCCCAGCCAGCAGGCGGUCCUCCAAAAACUCCUCGAGUCCAAACAACUCCGACCCGAACACAUCCAACAACUCGCGACCAUGGCCGGCCCCCAGUUCAACGCAAUCAUUCAGCAACUCGCCGCCGGCCAACAAAAGCAACAGGAGCAGCAACGCGAGCGAGAAGCGGAGCUCGCCAAGAAGGCGGAGUUGGCCCGAAAAGAGCAGGAAAGGAAGAACGCCGCUGCCGCAGCGGCCGCCGCCGCACUCGAGGCCGAACGUCAAGCCAAGUUGAGCGAGCAAACCCAGCAACAGAAGAUUAACGCGGCACGAAACCAGCUCAGGCGGCAUCUGGAACAACAUCUACUGCAGCUGGCCCCGCCGAAGGCGCCUUCGAAUGAUAUGAGCUUUGUUCCCAACCCGUCUCAACCCGAUUUUUGCUACUUAUUGGGUCUGGAUUUGGUGGUUCAGAGGAACUUGAAGGACAAAACUGUAUUCAAGUAAGGAUUUUUGAGAUUUUUUUUUGAAAUUUAGGUAACUGAUGGAAAGAAAAAUAUAAAUAAGUAGUCGAAAGUUGAUGUAAAGAUAAAAGGGUUUUUUGUGGCAUUAAAAAGUAUCAAAAGUCCAGUGUAAUAUAAAUUAUCUUCUUAAAACCGCUAGAUUAUCCUUUUCAUUUUCAGAAAAGUGGAAUUUGAGCCCUACGUGUGUGAAGAAUGCGGAACCGACUUUACUCCCAAUUGGAAGGCGAUAGCCGGCGACAAAGGAGAUCUUCAUGUGUAUUGUGAACAGUGUGUGAAACAAGCACAGAAGAGGAAGGUCCGAAAUGAGAGAACAAGUCUCUACAAGAAGGUCUUCCAGAAAAUCGCGGAGCAAGAAAAGGUAAGGGUUUGUUUUUUUUUUGAUUCUGAAAAUUAGAUUUUAGAAAAUUUUGAGGGGCUAAGGUAGUACAGCCCCCCAGUCCAGUUUAGCCCCCCAUGACCCAGUACAACCCCCCUCGUCCAUUCUGAACCUCAAAAUUUAUUUCAAAGAAUUAAUCCAAGUUGUAUGGUCCAGAACAAGCCCCCUGCGUUUUAGAUGAAGCCCCCUACGUUUUAGAUCAAGCCCCCUAUGUUUGAGAUGAAGCCCCUUACGUUUUAGAUGAAGCCCCCUACGUUUUAGAAAUAGCCCCCUACGUUUAAGAUCAAACCCCCAACGUAGUAGAUCAAACCCCCACUUACAUGUUUUGUAUUAUUCUAAUUUGUUCAUUAUGUGGGGUGUGAAACGGGCAAAACAGUGGGGGUUUGAACUAGCUUUCGUGGGGGGCUCAACUACCGAAGCCCCAAUUUUGAAAAAAAAGUAAAUGGAUUCUAUGUGGAUUUUCCCCCGUAUUUGACGAUUUUUACAUUUUUUUACAUUAUUUUACCUUAUUUUAGGAGUUCGAACGUCAAGUGCAAGCCGGAAAGUUCAACGAAGCGUCGUCCUCGACCGCCACCUCCUCGCACUCGAACGGCAUCUCCACCCCGACCUCCAAGAACACCUCCAACUUCAACGCCGCCGCCCUCAGCGGUCUGAGUGGCGCCGCGAAAGCCCUGAACCAGUCGGCCGCAUCCCUGGCCGCCGCCGCUGGUUCGGGCGCCAGUCCCGCCUCUCUGGCCGCCAGAUCCUUCCAGAAUUCCCUCCGGAACACGAUGAACGGCUCCAAAGACCUAAAGAAACCGACCGCGACACCCACGACGUCUUCUUCGUCAUCGGCCAAUCGAAAACGACCGAACUCGUCGACCAACUCGCAGAUGCAACAGUUGAUGAAUGCCAUGAUCCAAAACCCACAAAUGGCCCAACAAAUGCAACAACUCAAUCAGCUGAGCAUGCUCAGGUCGAAUCCCAUGAUGCUGUCGGCAAUAAUGUCAAAUCCACAAAUGUUGGCGGUAAGAAUUUGGGAUUUUUUGAAAUUUGUGAGGGUUGAAGUGAGUUUAGGGUAGAAUAGGGAUUUUUAUGGAGUAUAAAGUGUUAUGUAAUGGACAGUCAAAAAAAUUUUUUUUUUUUUUUUGUAUUUUUUGAUUAUAAUACCUUUUAUUUUGCAGCAACUGAUGCAACGAAGCUCCAACUCAUCGAACACGAGCUCCUCUUCAUCGGCCACCCAACAACAACAAUUAAUGCAGCAGUUCCUCGCGGCCCAACUCCUGGCCGCCAACUCCUCCUCGUCCGGAUCUCAGUCCUCCAACACGACGUCCCAAUCCAACCCCCUGCAGCACCUGCUGAGCGGCAACCAACAGCAAAUGAUGCGACAACUGAGCGGCCAACAAAACUUUAUGCAAGCGCUGCAACAAAUGACGGCCGUGAACCGCAAGAAAUGA